Molecule: messenger RNA, 1806 nt
Organism: Pseudogymnoascus verrucosus
Lineage: Eukaryota; Fungi; Ascomycota; Leotiomycetes; Thelebolales; Thelebolaceae
Exons: 2
Coding region: 277-1806 (509 amino acids)
Biological process (GO): carbohydrate metabolic process
Source: RefSeq, a predicted model, not a curated record
GAUAGUGAUUUCCGAGAAAGAUGGUCAGGCAUGUUUCUGUUCUCCAAUUCUUCCCCCCGGGAAAGCGGCUUCCCCACUCCUUAUUCAUGCAGAAGACCAUUUAUCGCCUGAUAGAGCCUCGAUUUUUCAUGGGGAAAUGAACACUCUCCCCAACAUCUAAUUUGGCUGGCAUUUUAUUGCAGAACGACAAGUCUAGUCAUUAAUACAUAUUUUUCAGUGUUAUUUUCAUGUUGGAUUUUAGACCCAAGCACUUCAAAUCCCAGCUUGCAUUUUCCGAUGGGGUCAAUCUGUGAAGUUCUGGAGGUUCCAGAAAACCAGAAGGUCGAGGUGGUGCCGAAGACAAUUUUCAAUCAUGGCUUCGCCCGAAUCGCAGAGGAAUUGACGCCGAUACUGCACGAAUGGAUAGAUCGCCCUCUUUCUGUCGUUGAGUUCCAGCCAGAUCCAGAAGAAUUCUUUAAGUGCAAAGGGCUUCCAAAAUACACCAUCGAGCAGCUCUCCUCGAUUUCCUAUGGACGAGGAGACCAGUUUAUUUUAGACUUCGGUUCUCACCGGGUUGGCUACCUUUCUUUUCAUUUGAGUGUGGAUGGUGUCAAUAUCGAUGCGCCUGCUCGAUUACGGAUCACGUUCGGCGAAAUACCGUAUGAUGUUACCGAUAAUCUUCACCCAUGCAACACUUGGAUCAGCACGAGCUGGCUCCCGGACGAAGUCAUAAACGUGGACUGGCUCCCAACAGAUGUCGAAAUGCCACGAAGAUACGCAUUUCGCUAUGUCAAAAUCGAAAUCAUUGACACUUCUCAAAAAUACAAGAUCCGUUUUUCAGACAUCAAAAUACGAGCCGUGAGCGCCGUGUCGCCUCCCACGAUGUCAGGUGUCGAUAUCUUGAAAACCAGCGAUAAAGAACUUGUUUCCAUUGAUCGAAUCAGCCAAGAAACCCUUCGGAAUUGCAUGCAGACAGUGUUCGAAGAUGGACCACGACGAGAUCGAAGAUUAUGGAUGGGUGAUUUACGGCUUCAGGCUUUGACCAAUUACUGUACGUUCAAGGAUUACAGCUUGGUCAAGCGCUGUUUAUACAUGUUCGCAGCGCUUCCUCGUGAGGAUGGCAGUAUUCCUGCUUGCGUUUUCGAGAAACCAAAGCUUUCUGCGGCCUCGGAUUACAUUGUGGACUAUGACGCACUAUUUGGCCCAACUGUUUACGAAUAUACAGUUGCGUCUGGGGAUGUGCAAACCGCAAUUGAGCUCUGGCCCACUGUUAUAAGCAGUAUGCAGAUGGCAUUAUUGCAUCUAGAUAAGGCCGGAAAAUUCAAUCCUGACGCAACUAAGGCGUGGAAAUUUCUGGAUUGGUCCAAGGGAUUAGAUACCGCAGCUGGCAUGCAUGGCGUCGUGCUUUUCUGUUGCAAGGAAGUCAACAAAUUGGCUUUACUUGUCUCAAAACCUCCGCCAUUUUUGGAUAUUGUAGAGAAAAUGACAGCGGCUGCAAUGUCAUUCUAUGAUCCAUCUCUUGGGGUCUUUGUCAGUGGCCCUGAUCGCCAAAUUUCGUGGAUAAGUCAAGCAUGGCUCGCCCUCGCCGGAGUCGCUGAUGCUGAAACUUGCCUUACUGCAAUCAAGGCCGCCAUGGCGAACCCAGAAGCUGUCAAACCCCUCACUCCUUACGCAUACCACCACGUCGCUGAAGGUCUUGCUCGUUGUGGUGGUCAAGAAGACUGCUUGAAGUUGAUGCGUGAAUACUGGGGAGGAAUGGCUAGAGCAGGUGCGGACACAUUCUGGGAAUUCUUUGAUAGUGAAGAUCCAAGAAGCAGUCCAAUUUAG